GACGUCUCUGGCGCAGCAUCUACGUAUUUAUAACCAUCGAAGUAUCGCGGCAAGUGUUUCGAAAAAAUAAGGGACUUUUCAUGCAGUAAACAUGGUCGUGCCUAGUAUUACUUUCAACGAUGGAAACAAAAUGCCGAUGUUCGGCCUUGGGACAUACUUGUCCAAGCCUGGAGAAGUAGCUGAAGCAGUAAAGUAUGCGAUUGAAGUUGGCUAUCGGCACAUUGACACAGCAUUUUUUUACGAGAACGAAAAAGAAAUUGGCGAGGCCAUUCGUGAAAAGAUAAACGAUGGAACUAUAAAAAGAGAAGACAUUUUUGUGACAACAAAGUUAUGGAACAACAGUCACAAAGAGCAUGAAGUUGUGCCAGCAUGUAAGCUAUCUUUGAAAAACUUGGGCUUGGAUUACAUUGACCUUUAUCUUAUUCAUUGGCCUAUAGCCUUCAAGUCAGGAGAUGCACUGACGCCAAGAGAUGCUUCCGGAAAAAUUGAAUUCGAUGACACAGAUUAUCUUGAAACCUGGCGAGGAAUGGAGAAAUGUAAGGGCCAAAAUCUCGUUCGAAGUAUUGGUGUUAGUAACUUCAAUGCUGAGCAGCUUGCGAGAUUAUUAUCUCAGGCCAAAAUAAAACCAGUCAAUAAUCAGGUUGAAAUUACCCUAAACCUAAAUCAAAAAAGUUUAGUAGAAUUUUGUAAGAAGAAUGAGAUAACAGUUACUGGGUUUUCUCCUUUGGGUAGACCUGGGAAUCGUUAUGGAAUUAAAAACUUGUGGGAUGAACCUAUAAUACAAAGUCUUGCAAAUAAGUACAACAAAACUCCUGCCAACAUUGCCUGCCGAUUCAUCCUGCAAUCUGGAGUUUCUCCGAUACCUAAGUCUGUAACAAAGUCGCGAAUAAAGGAGAACUUUGAUAUUUUUGAUUUUAAUCUAACUCCAGAAGAACUUCAAGAAAUUGAGAAAUUAAACACUGGCUCUAGAGUAGCACCUUUCUCUGAAGGAAAAGAAUCCAAAUACUAUCCAUUUUGAUGGUCUGUAAAUAUUUAAGAAUGUUCUGUAUCCUAAAAAGUAUUUACAUAAUUAGUUACCUUGUACAUAAAUCUGUAUAAAUA
Copidosoma floridanum is the source of this 1101-nucleotide messenger RNA. Its product is annotated as aldo-keto reductase 1B-like. Gene Ontology annotation, molecular function: oxidoreductase activity. The record is from RefSeq and is a predicted model, not a curated record. NCBI's taxonomy places the organism in Eukaryota, Metazoa, Arthropoda, Insecta, Hymenoptera, Encyrtidae.